Molecule: messenger RNA, 1142 nt
Organism: Ricinus communis (castor bean)
Lineage: Eukaryota; Viridiplantae; Streptophyta; Magnoliopsida; Malpighiales; Euphorbiaceae
Product: ferritin-3, chloroplastic
Exons: 8
Coding region: 163-915 (250 amino acids)
Biological process (GO): iron ion transport; intracellular iron ion homeostasis
Cellular component (GO): cytoplasm
Molecular function (GO): ferric iron binding; ferrous iron binding
Source: RefSeq, a predicted model, not a curated record
UGCUUUUUAUAUCUGUACUUACUUCACUUCCCUUCCCUACCGCACACAAAAACAAACUCUGUUUUAGAUUUUCAAUUUUCAUUCCAGUUGUCUUCUUCAAAAAUCGAUUCUUGAUUUCCUCUCUCAAGGAAUCCCAUAACAAAAAAAAGAAAGGAAGAAAGCAUGUUACUUAAGGCAGCACCGGGCUUUUCUCUAUUGAACACUCAUGGUGACAAUUUGGUAGGUCCUUUGUCUUCUAGGGGAAAAACUGGAACUGGGUUCGUUGUUUGUGCAACAAAAGGUAGUGGUGCUAAUAAUAAGCCAUUAACUGGUGUGGUUUUUGAGCCUUUUGAAGAAGUGAAAAAGGAGCUUAAUUUAGUUCCUACUGUUCCUCAAGUUUCUCUUGCUAGACAAAAGUAUUGUGAUGAGUGUGAAGCUGCUCUUAAUGAACAGAUCAAUGUGGAAUACAACGUCUCCUAUGUGUACCAUGCCAUGUUUGCUUACUUUGACAGAGACAAUGUUGCGCUCAAGGGUCUUGCCAAGUUUUUCAAGGAAUCAAGUCUCGAAGAGAGAGAGCAUGCUGAGAAAUUUAUGGAAUAUCAGAACAAACGUGGUGGAAAAGUGAAGCUGCAGUGUAUAGUGAUGCCCCUUUCGGAGUUUGAUCAUGUGGAAAAGGGAGAUGCAUUGUAUGCAAUGGAACUUGCAUUGUCGCUGGAAAAAUUAACAAAUGAAAAGCUCCUGAACUUACACAAGGUGGCUGAAAGGAACCAUGAUGUCCAGUUGGCAGAUUUUGUUGAAAGCGAGUUCUUAACAGAACAGGUGGAAGCCAUUAAGAAGAUCUCUGAAUAUGUUGCUCAGCUGCGAAGAGUGGGCAAAGGACAUGGAGUAUGGGACUUUGACCAGAUGCUUCUCAAUGAGGAAAACGUGAUUGCAUAAUGAUUGAGAUAUCUAUUUUGCUGCUCAAGUAUCAUUUGAAGGUUUCUCAGUGCUGUCUUUUUGGGUUAGUAGUGCUUUGUUCAGAGUUUUUGGGGUGUGGUUAGCACAGACAUUAGAUGAUGUUUAUAGAUGGUAGAGAAUUAAAAGCGCAUUUGGUACUGUUACAUAAAGAUGGCGAUCCUGUUAAAAAUAGCUGAAAUAAAUGGAUGUUUAUUCCUGAUUUUUCA